GGUGUGGAACAAACAGAAGCAAAACAGUGCAGGGAGGGAUGUGGAGGGGGGGAGCUGAGGAAUGCAGCCUCGUCUCUCUCCUGCACCAGGCACUUGUGCUCAUGUAUUGGUUCAGACUGUGACUUGGAAAGUCUGCUACAAGUCACAGUAAUGAGCAAUUGGGGUGGGUGAUGUGACAAUAGCUUCUUGGAAACAGUUGUGAUAUUCCCUCCUAUUCUACUUGUAAUAUCAGGAUAAUUUACACCUGACCUGGUACAAGGCCUUUCUUGCAUUUUCUUCCAUCUCUUUCCCUGUGGUCCAACAGCCAGUGAUUUUCUGUACAAGAGAAACUUCUCAAAAAACAGGGCAGCUGUUCUCCUGGAUGCAUACCCUGGGGAGGAUUUCAGGUCAGAACGCUGAGGGCAGGCAGCCAUUUCUUUGCUUCUCUUUAUCCCUUCCCUACAAGUCGCCCAGCUGCAGUGUCUUGCUCCCAGCGCCUCCCAAAAACCCCUUCUAUUCCCACCAGGGAUCUAAAGGAGAGUGAGUUGGAAGGAAAAAGUCUCCUCUCAGGCCUCAUACUUAGCUACACCUUUCACAUGCAGCAAAAUCGUGGGCUUUGCUCUGCUCUGUGUGUCAUUGGAAGAGAGCACCGCAUUGGAAAAUGAGGAUCUCGGGGUGCCAGGGCUCUGAGGAACGUGGCCACCACAUCUGUCAGAACCAAGGGAUCUUGGGAGAGUCCCCAUCGUCCCUCUUCAAAGAGAUGGCACCAAGUCGCUUCUAUUAUGAGAGCGAGAGGAGUGCUUGGCUGACGGAGUUUUUGGCCGUUCUGUGGCAUGGAAUGCAACCAGCAUGGAAGCAUCGUUUGUCGUUGUGGAUUCUGAGUAAGAUUUCUCACCCUCUGCUCAUGAUGGCAGUGGUGACCAGCUCAGAUGUGUUGGAUGGUAUGGUGGACAUUGAGGAGCUGCUCACCUGGAUCAGCGACGUGGCAGGUGCUCUCGCGGAUCCCCGGGAGAACCAAGAUGGUUCCAGAGUCAGAGAGAAAUACCUGAAGGGUGACCUGCUUCAGGACGAGCUGCUGGGGGAAGUAGACAGCCAGGAAAGAGAACAACUCAUUGCAUGGAUCAGUGCCAAGGAGCCACAAAGCCCUGAUGUCUCCAGCAGCCCUGCCCCUCCUUGCUUCAUCGCCCAGCUCCCCGACUUCCCACAGUACAGCAGGAAGUCAGCGAGGAAGCACGGGCUGCUGCCUGGACCCCCCCGACCCACUGUGGGGGCUGCUGCCAUCCCUCGGGCAGCUCUCUGAGCUGCAGGGCCGGCCUUUGCUGCUGCCUGCUGUUGCACCACCAGAACUACCACUGCCGACCCCUCUGGCUGCUCCUGCGCCUCCUUCGCUCCACCCUGCACAGCGCAUGGAUGUGGUGGGUUUCACAGUUGCUUGUUUUUUAAAGCAAUCUCUUAUGGGGAACCAUACAGAAAAACUCAAGUUUGUUUGAGCCCCUAUAAUUUCCACGAUAGCUCGUUCUGGUGUACAGAAGUUCGUACCACUUCCCAAACAUUGGCUGGGGAUGUCAGGGACAAAAUGGAGGUCAGCACUGGGGGCGUGCUGGGGACGUGCUGAGGACAUCCUGGGGUUUGAGGGAGGAAGUGGCGGAGGUGGCCAGUGAAAACGGGAAGAGAGUUGUGUUUUACAAAGG
Messenger RNA from Centrocercus urophasianus (Greater sage-grouse), 1670 nucleotides. RefSeq lists its product as uncharacterized. The transcript is spliced from 4 exons. Lineage: Eukaryota; Metazoa; Chordata; Aves; Galliformes; Phasianidae. The coding region runs from base 641 to 1279 and encodes 212 amino acids. The record is from RefSeq and is a predicted model, not a curated record.